GUUCAACCUAGAAACGCGCUUGACGCGACUUUUCAAUCCCGUCUUCCUUCAACGCUUUUUAUAAGCUUUCCUGGUUCUCGUUUCUGCUCCUGCGGCAACCAUACCUUACAACAUUCCAAUACAUGAAUUACCGCAUAUAAUCCGUCUCUCUUGUCUUGAACCACUUCCCCAUGGAGAGGUGAUUGCGCCUUGACGCAACCCUUGAGGUCACAGCGCAACUUGGCUGUACCAUAUAUAAACUCGCCACCCCGCACCAUUUUGUCCGUGCUCCUUUGUCGUCCAGUUACCUGCCUGAACCACAAAGCAAGUUAGAGACAAGGCGGUGCAACGAUGGCUGAGGAGCCCACCUUGCCACAGCUGCCGCCUUUCCUACCGGCCGACAAACGGAAGCGCGGCAGGGCCACGGAACCCCCUACCACACACUCUUCAACCUCAAGCGACCCGGCCUUCUUCUCCAGUGAUGACGACCCGGCACUGGACAAUUAUCAGAAUCAUGGACGUCGCAAGAGGCGAUACGUGGGCUCUUGGUUUGACCAGCAGCCGGCCUCGUCAGACUCGGGAGUGGGUGAUGAUGCGCGUCCGAGCUUCCCCUUUCCGCGUCGAAGCCGGGGUCCACCACAACCCCAAAAGAGAGAGUUUAGGAGACAGCUCGACAGCGGUGUCUGGAUGGGGACCGAGGGCAACUUGACCGACACGGACGAUAGUUUUGACCUCGAACCGGUUCCUGCAAGAUUCCCACUGACAGCACCCCGGGCACAGCCGUCGAUCCCGCUCUCACCAGCCCGCCCAAGGCUUACCUCCCAGGAGCAGCAAGUUCAAAACACGAUCCAAUCGUGUGUGGACCGGGGUGAAGAGCUGGUUGAUCUGAGCGGUUUGAACCUCGAGAGUAUCUCUGAUGCUCUGCUCAACACCAUCUCUGAAAUCACUCCCAUUCCUUCCGUUGCAAAAGACGUCGCGUUCGAGCAGAGAGACCCACAAAUCAAGGUGUUCUUGUCCAACAACCGCCUUCGGACCUUUCCGAUUGCGCUUCUUAACAUCGAGCACCUCACCGUCCUCACCCUGCGCGGCAAUCGCCUCGUCAAGCUCCCCCCAGCCAUAUCGAAACUCCGUAAUCUUCAGACCCUCAACAUCGCCCAAAACUACCUCCGUUUCCUCCCUGGCGAGCUCCUGGACCUCCUUGAGCCAGGCAGCAAGCUCAUCACUUUCAACUGCGAGCCCAACCGGUUCUGGCACCCAGCUACCGCUUCCGGGAACGAACAGGGCGCUGAAAAGUAUGAGACACUCACCUUCGCCCCGUGCACUGAGACGAUGACAAUCGGGUCGACCUGGAAAGGCUUGACUACGAAGCUCCAAUCUAGAACGCCUGUCCACUUCAUUGACAGCGCCGGCAAAACUUAUUCCCAUUUCACUCUACCCGACCCGGGUUCCAAGCUCUCAAAUGUACACGUCCUCGAACUGGAACCCUUCACCUCGCUCACAACGCCCAAGGAACUGGCCCCCGAGCUUCGCUCCCACUCGGCCACGAGCAAAGUCGUCAACCCCAGAGGUGCCAAAUCUUUGUUUGAGAUGGCUCUCCGCGCGUGCGCCACCUCGGCGGAGGCGGAUACCAUCCCCUCGUGGUUGCGGGAAGACGAGGGCUGGCCGAGGCACUUCGCGCCCGCGGUCGAGAAUGCGACACAGCUGCACCGCCAGGGCGGAGUCACCUGCUCGGUCUGUGGCAGGGAGACGCUGAUGCCGCUGGCGCAGUGGAUCGAGUUUCGGUACGUCCGGCGCACGUCGGUAGAACAACGGGCAGAGGGGCGGCUCGUUCGGGAGACCAUAGGGUUGGAGGAGACAUCAGGGGAGAUGCCGGUGCCGUUCUUGAGGGUCGGCUGCUCGUGGAGGUGCGUGCCUGCCAAGGUGGAGCUGGCGGCGCUGGAGGGCGAGGAUGAUGUGGACGUAUCCAGGGGCCCAAUCGAGAGUUUGGUCUGAAACACACUGCGCUGUUUCAGUGGCUGGAUACGGUGGUUGAUGUCGAUUUGGAGUAAGACUACAUGUCGAUGAUCAGGUUUCGAAAUGAUGCCUUCUAACUUCAAGCCUGCUGCUGUAAUAGUUGCAUUUGAGGCAUACUGUACUCACUUAGGCACCCUGUACGGGUUGCAGAUAAACCAAACACAUGUCUGAUCGUCCGA
This is a messenger RNA of Parathielavia appendiculata, 2171 nucleotides long. RefSeq lists its product as uncharacterized. NCBI's taxonomy places the organism in Eukaryota, Fungi, Ascomycota, Sordariomycetes, Sordariales, Chaetomiaceae. The record is from RefSeq and is a predicted model, not a curated record. Bases 331 to 1971 code for a protein of 546 amino acids. Gene Ontology annotation, molecular function: protein binding. The transcript has 2 exons.